GAGAAAAAGACAUAAAAAGUGAGUAAUAAACAGUUAGGAGAUGAAGAUUGAGGUGGAUUCUUUUGGAGGAAGUAAAAUUUAUCCGGGAAAAGGGAAGAUUUAUGUAAGGGGAGAUAAUAAAGUAUUUCGAUUUUCCUGUAGAAAAACAGGAUCGUUGUUUAUUCAACGAAAAAAUCCCAGGAAAAUUACAUGGACAAUUCUUUAUCGACGAAUGCAUAAAAAAGGUAUUACAGAGGAAGUAGCAAAGAAGAGAGCACGACGUACUAUGAAGUUUCAACGAGCUAUUGUAGGGGCAAGUCUUGAAGUGAUAAGGGAGAGACAAAAUCAACGAGAAGAAGUCCGUCUGGAAGCAAGACGAAAGGCAAUAAAAGAAGGAAAAGAGAAGAAACAAGCACAGGAAAGUUUAAAAAGAGCUAAUAAAGCCAAGCUUGCAGUGGAGGCUCGUGGAACAGUUAUAUCAAAGGUUUCUAAACAACAAGCAAGGGGUGUUAGAUCAAAAAUUUUAUCUACAACCCGUUGAGAUUAUUUUUUUUUUAUAAACUUAUAGAUAUAUCUAUAUUAUUCAC
Molecule: messenger RNA, 566 nt
Organism: Pneumocystis carinii B80
Lineage: Eukaryota; Fungi; Ascomycota; Pneumocystomycetes; Pneumocystales; Pneumocystaceae
Exons: 4
Coding region: 41-520 (159 amino acids)
Biological process (GO): cytoplasmic translation
Cellular component (GO): cytosolic large ribosomal subunit
Molecular function (GO): mRNA binding; structural constituent of ribosome
Source: RefSeq, a predicted model, not a curated record